This is a messenger RNA of Hansenula anomala, 582 nucleotides long. RefSeq lists its product as uncharacterized. The coding region runs from base 1 to 582 and encodes 193 amino acids. The record is from RefSeq and is a predicted model, not a curated record. Lineage: Eukaryota; Fungi; Ascomycota; Saccharomycetes; Phaffomycetales; Wickerhamomycetaceae. The transcript is spliced from 2 exons.
AUGGAAGGGCAAGAACAAGUGUAUCUCCAAUUUGAGGCUUUUGAUUUCGAGAACGAGGACUUCAAGAAUGGACUUGAAAACGUUUAUGAAUCAUACUUGGAUCAUAUCAAUCAAAACAAUGAUGGUAAAAUUAACGAAAUAGUGACAGAGAUUAAACCUGAAGAAAAGCAAAGAUUGGAAGUACAGGCAAAGACUUUUUACUUUUGUCAACAGACUGGUAACAUCUUGAAUAUUGAAGAUUAUGAAGAAUGGAAAAAAACCAGAGAAACUGCAGAACCUGAGUACUCAUCCAAUUAUCAAGAAUUGGUGGAGCUCAUAUUGGCAGGGAAAGAGAUACCUGGAAUAAAGCAAAUACCAGAUACCGUUCUAGAAGGUGAAACAACAGAGCAUAAGGCUGAAGUUAGAAAAAAACCAUGGGAAAUAAGAAGAGAACAAGAGGAAAAGGCAAGAGCUGAAGCUGCUGCUGCUACUGCUGCUGCUGCUGUUGAUGCUGAAGGUAAAGAAGGUUCAGAAAAUGUCAAGGAUGAAGAUUUUGGUGAAGAAAAUACACUGGAUGAAGAAUCUAAAAUCGCAGAAGUUUAA